Salmo salar (Atlantic salmon) is the source of this 4270-nucleotide messenger RNA. NCBI's taxonomy places the organism in Eukaryota, Metazoa, Chordata, Actinopteri, Salmoniformes, Salmonidae. The record is from RefSeq and is a predicted model, not a curated record.
UCACACUCUCUCUUCUCCUUCCCUCCCUGUCUCUCUUACAUUUUAAAGUAAAUCUUUCUCUCUCUAGCUAGCCAUUACAACUGUCACACCUGCUUUUAUGUUCUCUCUCUCUCUCUCUUUGCUAUAGUUGUCCUAUUUUCUCUUUCUCUUACUCAAAGGGCCUUUCAAUCACAGGCUACAACACUUCAGCAGGUAGCCUAGUGGUUGGAGCACUGGUCCAGUAACCAAAAGUUUGCUGGAUCGAAUCACCGAGCUGACAAGUGGGCAUCUUUUGGUGAAUUAUCAACUGUUCGACCAGGAUAUAAAAAAACAAGAGAAUCACAGCUGAUUUGAGGAGUUCAUGACCACAUAACUCAAGGGCAUUGACAGACUUGCCUCUACACCAAUAAUGACUCUAUAAGACACAGUACCAGUACCUGCAUUAGAGAGCCACUAUACCUUUGAUCCUGGCAUGGAGGACGCGACGGAGGUGCGUACGGAUGGGAACUCUCUACUCAAGGCCGUGUUCCUGAGUCGACUGCGUCUGACACGCCUGCUGCUGGAGGGAGGGGCUUACAUCAACGAGAGCAACGAGCGAGGUGAGACGCCCCUCAUGGUGGCGUGCCGGACACGCCACACAGACGCACAGAGCGUGCCCAAACACAAGAUGGUUCGGUACUUGCUGGAGAGUGGUGCUGACCCAAACAUCCAGGAUAAGGCCGGUAAGACGGCCCUGAUGCAUGCAUGUCUGGAGCAGGCUGAAGUGGACGUCCUCACUCUGCUGCUGGGGAGUGGAGCCGACCCCAGUCUGAACGACCACUCUGGCUCCUCAGCUUUGGUCUAUGCUGUCAAUGCAAGGGACAAGGAGGCCCUGAGAGUCCUACUGGAUGCCUGCAAGGCCAAGGGCAAGGAGGUCAUUAUCAUCACCACAGACAAGCUACCUUCGGGAUGCCAGUUGACCAAGCAGUACUUGAACGUGCCUCCACCAACCGACCUGGAAGAGCGCAUGCACUGCACCCCUGGCUUGGCCACCUGCUGCAUGUCCCCCUCAGACAUACAGCUCCGCACCCCUCCACAGGGCUCCCCCGCCAUUGCCUCCCCCCAGCCAGGGAGCCCCCUCUUGGGCCUCAUGGAGCACCACCACCAGGGUGGUGGAAGGGGAACCACCAUCUCUGGUUCUAAUGGUUCUGGUUCUUCUCAGCCGGGCUCCCCAACCAGGGACCCUAGCCUGUUACGGGGCCCCAGUCCUGGGGUGGUGAAGCUGCUCCAUGUACAGCGGCUCCACUCGGAGCCCUGGCUGAAGAUCCCUCCAUCCCUACUGCUGCAGCAGAGCAAGGCCUCUAGCCUGACCGAGGAGCUGCUGGACAUCACCCCAGAGGAGGAGCUCUCCUUCUGGGUCAACAGCUUGGCCUUCUCUGGGUCCAGAAGGGCAGGGCCCGGGGUACAUCCGACCCUCGCCCGUCAUCAGAGCAUCGACGCCAAAGAUGCCACGGGGCUGCUAAGGGCCCUGGAGCCCUUAGCCCAUCAUAAUACAUUUUUCCAUAUAUUUUUUGUAUCUCAGGUGGCUGGGAGCGAGGGAGGCGGCAGAGGACGAAGGAGAGGCCUGAGUAGGAAGAUGUCUUACGACAGUGCUGCAGCUUCUUCCCAUCCCAACCUCUUGCACAGGGGGGACGGAGGAGGCUGCCCCAACUGUCCCUCUGGUGGCCAUGAACCAGUCCUCCCAGUGGACAAAACCUCCCUAGACUGUUGCCUCCCUAACCUGGCCGUGUCCAGCCUAAGGAAUGUAGUCCGCCGCCGCAACAUCGGCAUGGACCACUAUAGCUCUGACUCCCAGCUGCCCCAGUUUGGCCACAGCAGCCACCCAGAGUGUAAUGAAUUCUACAAAGGCAUAGGGUGUGGUAUAGGGGAAACUGAGACGCGUAAGCUAGUCACCAGCCGGUCAUCCACACUGUCAGGCUCCAGGGAAUCCCUGGAGACCACUGCCCAGAGGAGGGGACCCGCAAACCUGGAGAGAAGAGGCUCGGGGGCCCUGCUCCUGGAUCACAUCUCCCACACCCGGCCGGGAUACCUGCCUCCUCUUAACCCCCACGCACCCAUACCCGACAUCGGGGUCAGCCCCACCUCAACCUGCCCCAGCCUGAGUGGGAGCACCAAAGCACUGAAUCUGAACGGGGGUGUUGCAGCAGGGCCGGGGUCAAAGCCUCUCGUCCCCUGCGCACCUUCCUUCCACAGGGAUCUGAAGUUUAAGACAUUGCUGAGAAGACACUCCAUGCAGACUGAGCAGAUUAAACAGCUUGUCAACUUCGAGGAGCUCUUCAGCCACUAAUACGAACGAUGCUAGCUCGGUCCCAGGUCUGUUCAUGUCGUCUUGCAAACCCCAGGCCUAUAGUCAUUGUUACGCCUUGGUAAAACUGCACAAACAGUUUUGGGACCAGACUAGAACGCUGCAUUUUCUUUGUGUGUCUGACUACUGUGUGCUUCGCUUCCUAUGUCAAGCGCUGUUGCUGCUGUGUGACCAUAACAUUGUUAACAAAGAACUUGUGCCUUCUUACCAGAAGUGUAUUAUUGCUCAUCCCAGCUUUUUCAGUGUGCUUAAUUACACUUCCUUUGACAACCAGACUUGCAAUUCCAUCAAGCUCAGGAAGGAAUAGAGGAAUUACGAUCGGCGCAUCAGAACCAUCGGUAACACAACAGCUCUUCUUUGAUCAAUUGAUACACUUAUAUCUGUUUGAAGUCUGAGAGCAGAAAUCUCAUGGUACUCCUCCUCAGGACAUCUAACAACAGACAGAGAUGCUUUUAAAACAUGGGAUGAACUGGGAUGAAGGAAUCUGAGGCCUUGAAUCCUAUAAGGACAGAAGAAUUUACUCUUCAAAGGGAAGGGGGAGUGAGUCAUUCUCUGACUAAAUCAAUGACAGACUGAAAGCAAUGGAUUGGCAACACAGCACAAACACAUCUGGGACUCAGGCUAACUCCUCUGACUGUGGAAGAUCUAAGUCACUAAGGAAAAUAUUAAUGUGUCAGUGGGAAAAACGAACACCAAAAAAUGUAAAUAAGACAAUCAAGAUUCUUGAACACAAAGUGAUUAGUAAGAACGUCAGAGCAUUAUAUUUGCUGAGUAUUUAUUCAACACUGCUGUUUUGUAUACCAUUUGACGAGAUAGUUGUUGUAUUGCCUUUCGCUUGUUCUGUUGUGCUCCUUCACUGCUAAUAAACUGCUUUACGGCCCUUUUCUCUAUACACAGAGUCACUGGGCUCCAUCAGUGGUGUAGUGGUGCCUGGAGAAGUGGGUAUACUCUAAUUUUGCCCAAAAUGUCCCAAACAGCCCGACCGGCAAAUGAAAGGUGCCCUGUGUAAAAAAAAAUCUACGAGACAGUAGCAUACACCCUGGACCCUUAAAUAUUAUCAAUCCUAUAUUGGUCUUUCACAGUCAGUCCAACCCAAGCUGUACUGUGCAAGUAGCCCUACUAUUGAAACAGAAUUCACAUUAUUUGUUCAGUUUUUGCUUUCAAAGUCACACUUUCUUAAUAGAAAAACAACACAAUUUGAUGUUGUAAGGACAUAACAAUGCUUAAACCACAUCAAGAGACCACUGUUAAGGGUCGUAGUUAAGCUUUAAUUCAAGUGUGCAAGCAACUAGCACUGUUGUUUGGUCUGUAGCACAUGAUGGAGUUUGCAAAACAAAUGGCCAUUGGAUUGAUACAAAUAAUCAUGACAUCAUUCUGCCAGGUAGGCAUAGGCUACUUUGUAGCUAGUUAACAUUUAACUGAGAAGGUUUUUGGGAAAGCCUUUCCAUCUACCAGAAGACGGCUAGGUCUCUAAUUACUGUAGCAUCACCUUAUUUUCCUCUCCCUUCAUUGUUUGAAACCUGGACAAUAUCUCAGCUUGGAUGUCAGCCCACCACCUCAAGCUCAACCUCGACAAUAUGGAGUGCUCUUUCUCCCGGGGAAGGCCUGCCCAUUCCAGGACUUCUCCAUCGCGGUCGACAACUCCUUGGUUUCCCCCUCCCAGAGUGCUAAGAACCUUGGCAACACCCUGCCGUUCUUUGCAAACAUCAAAACAGUGACUCGCUCCUGCAGGUUCAUGCUCUACAACAUCCAUAGAGUACGACCUUUCAUCACACAAGAAGUGUUGCAGGUUCUAAUCCAAUUCAUCAUAUCCCAUCUGGACUACUGCAACGCUCUGUUGGCUGGGCUCCCCACUUGUGCCUUCAAAUCCCUUCCAACUUAUCCACAACGUUGCAGCCCAUCUGGUGUACAACCUUCCCUUGUUUUCCAAUGUCACCCCGCUCCUCU